GAAAUGAGUAAGAGAGACUGGAAGAGACAGAGAUUAGAGAGGGAGAGAGACAGGGGUGAGACGGGGAGACAGGGACAGUCUGAAAGAAAGGGAGCGCGAGAAGAAGGGGCCAUAACAGACACACAGAGUGUGAGAGAGCAGAGAAGUGAGACAGGCCUGUGAGGGGCAGCACCUGACGGCCAUUGGACGGAGCACCCACACCGCCCUCCUGCCCCCUGUCCUUGGGACCCAGAGCUGCCUGCUCCGACCUGCGAGCCCCUGACCUCGGCUCCGUCCCCAGCCGGGUCAGCUGCAGGGACGCGCACACAGCCCCUUUCUUUCUCGCCCUCGAUGGAGGAGGGCCGGCCUCGCAGCAGCCUCAGCCUGGCCAGCAGCGCCUCUACCAUCUCGUCGCUCAGCAGCCUGAGCACCAAGAAGCCCACCCGGGCAGUAAGCAAGGUGCACGCGUUCGGGAAGAGAGGCAAUGCACUCAGAAGGGACCCCAACCUCCCGGUGCACAUCCGAGGCUGGCUGCAUAAGCAGGACAGCUCCGGGCUCCGGCUCUGGAAACGCCGCUGGUUCGUUCUCUCCGGCCAUUGCCUCUUCUACUACAAGGACAGCCGCGAGGAGAGCGUCCUGGGCAGCGUUCUGCUCCCCAGCUACAGCGUCCGGCCGGAUGGGCCAGGCGCCCCCCGGGGGCGGCGCUUCACCUUCACCGCGGAGCAUCCUGGCAUGCGGACCUACGUCCUGGCGGCGGACACGCUGGAGGACCUGCGCGGAUGGAUACGCGCGCUGGGCAGGGCCUCCCGCGCGGAGGGAGAUGAUGGUGGGCGACCCAGGUCUCCCGCACGCCCCCAGCCGGGGGAGGGCCCGGGCGGCCCCGGCGGUCCUCCAGAGGCGAACACGAGAGACGAGGGGCCCAGCUUAGAAUCGCCGCAAGGGGCUCGGCUUUCCAGAGAGCGUGGCCGCCCGGGGCCGCUCACUUCCGCUUCCCAUGCCGACCUCCCAUCUGGGCCCGGGAUGCAGAGGACAAGGAGCCCCGAGCCUCCUUCGGAAUGGGGCCCCCAGCGUCAGGCCCUUGCCCGGCCUCCCACUCCCCGCCGAGGACCGUCCUCCGAGCCUGGGGGAGGAAGGCCCCCCCGGAGCCCCCAGCCCUGGCAUCAGGAGGCCAGGACGCAGGCCCCCUCUGGCUCCUCCACUUAUAUCCAGCUGCCCCCAAGAUCUCCUGGGACGCGGGCUUCCAUGGUUUUAUUGCCGGGCCCUCCCCUGGACUCAUCCUUCCACCAAAGCUUGGAGACAGAUACCCUGCUGACCAAGUUGUGUGGGCAGGACCGGCUCCUGAAGAGGCUGCAGGCGGAGAUAGACCAGAGACAGGAGGAGAAGGAGCAGCUAGAAGCAGCCCUGGAGCUGACCAGGCAGCAGCUGGGCCAAGCCACCAGGGAGGCUGCGGCUCCCCCGCGGGCCUGGGGGCGCCAGCGCCUCCUGCAGGACAGACUGGUCAGUGUGAGGGCCACUCUUUGUCACCUGACUCAGGAGCGAGAGCGGGUUUGGGACACGUACAGCGGCCUGGAGCAGGAGCUGGGCACCCUGAGAGAGGCCCUGGAGUACCUGCUGCACCUUGGGUCCCCCCAGGACAGAACGUCCGCUCAGCAGCAGCUGUGGAUGAUGGAAGACACCCUGGCAGGUCUGGGGGGCCCCCCGAAACCACCCCAAAGCACUGAGCCUGACUCCCCGUCUCCUGCCCUCCAAGGCGAGGAGUCUUCAGAGAGAGAGAGUCUGCCUGAAUCCCUGGAACUGAGCUCACCCCGGUCCCCAGAGGCCGACUGGGGGCGGCCCCCCGGGGGAGACAGGGGCCCUGCCAGCCCUCGCUCAGGUGUUGGAUCUCCCAGGAUCUCCCAGGCUUCUAGCCCCGAGGGUCGCUGCCCUCCCUCCCCACAGCCAGGAGCCAAGCGCCCCCAGGCCCGGCCCCGGAUGAGUGCUCGGGAGCAGCUGGAGAGGAUCCGUAGGAACCAGGAGUGCGGACGGCCUCUCCCUCGCCCCACUUCUCCGCGGCUCCUCACUCUGGGGAGGACCCUGUCCCCCGCACGAUGCCAGCCUGACGUGGAGCAAAGGCCUGGCCUGGGACACGCCGGAACCCAGAAAUGGCUCAGAGGCUCCGGGUCCUGGAGCAGUUCGAGGAACACCACCCCUUAUAUUCCCAUGUCCGAAGGUCAUCGGGAGCGAGUCCUCAGCCUCUCUCAAGCUCUGGCCACCGAGGCCUCGCAGUGGCACCGGAUGAUGACAGGUGGAAACUUGGACCCCGGAGGCGAACCUCUUCCCCCGGUGCCGCCGCCUCCGUCAAACCCCAAGCCCCCGCUGCCCUCGCCCCCACGA
This is a messenger RNA of Myotis davidii, 2352 nucleotides long. RefSeq names its product pleckstrin homology domain containing A4 (gene PLEKHA4). The record is from RefSeq and is a predicted model, not a curated record. Lineage: Eukaryota; Metazoa; Chordata; Mammalia; Chiroptera; Vespertilionidae. The transcript has 20 exons. The annotation marks the transcript as partial.